AUGUUCAGCAGGUGCCCUACAACUCCAGUCGAAUCAAAACCGACACGCAUACCGAAAUUGCCAAUAAAAAGACAAAAAACUCUCUUAAAAACGAACGAAACGCUCUAUCACGACAAAGUGCCUAUAUCUACCCGGUUUUACCUGCAGCUCUUGAAAAAAAGCCAAUUCCUGCCAAAAUUUACUGAAACAGAAACUUAUGAGUACGCGUCAGAAAGCGAAAGAGCUACGAACUCCCCAGAACUGCAUACUAAGAAGAACUUUAAAAAAGAAGUGGAACGAGCAAGUUACAACUUACGUUCGAACGAAGCAAGAACGGAACGCAAGGUUUUCGUGAAGAAAACUCGCGCUCGGAAAAAAGUGAACGAAACGCAAGGCGGCCCUGAAACGAAGGCGGUUAAGAAAAAGUUCAAAAUUCCUUUGGCUCCAAUUAUUGAGGAAAUAAGGAACCGGGAGCCAUUAAGGACUGUGAAUAAAGGCGGAUGGGAGAUCGACAAAAUCGCCGAAAAGCUGAAGAGUCUGAUGAGGACCAGCUCGGAGCAUAUGCUGCAUCAGGAACUGUUGUCCUGUACCGAAGCGUUCAGGAGCGAAGCUAAGGAGAACGAAGAAAAGGGGAAGGAAGUUAUCAGAAGCGAAGUUGUGGAAAAAGGACCAACCCCCCUAGUAUCGCCGGCAGGCCGAGCCCGUGGCGGUCACGCCUGCCCGUACUGCGGCAAACGGUUCGACCGCCCCUGGGUGCUGAAGGGGCACCUCAGGCUGCAUACUGGCGAGCGGCCCUUUCCUUGCCCGCAUAAACAUUGCCCGAGGACUUUUGCUGACCGGUCGAACCUCCGCGCGCACCAACGAACCCGCGGUCACCAUUCCUGGCAGUGGCGGUGCGCGGAGUGUGGCAAGGCCUUUAGCCAGGGCCGCUACUUGGAUCGCCACCGAGCUGACGCAUGCUGGAAGUACAAGAUGCACCAAAAGAACUCUACAAAGAACGCAGAACUUAAAAACGCUGACCCACCCGUCCCAAUGUAUGGAAGCGUCUUCCGACACGGGACCUUUGAGCCCAAAAACCAAUCUAACCAGGACACUCAAUCCAGCCAAGACAUUCAACCCAGCCAAGAUAUUCAGACCAGCGACAUUCAGUCUUCUAAUAUGGAUAGUCAACAGUCCAUGGACAUACAGUCAGACCUCGGACAAACUGAACUUUAUAAAGCUUUAAGUAAUUUUGAAGUCAACGGGGUUUUAAAAGUUAAAAACUUUCAAAAUAUUGACUUUACUAAAUGUAAAUCUAAAGUGAAUAUUUCAAAAGUUCAGACGAAUAAUAUAAAAGAUUUUGAAGAGACAAGGAUGAAACUGGAGUUGUGUAAGCCGAAAUUGGAUUUGAAGAUUAAGGAGCAGAAACUAGCAUGUUCUAGCAUGGAGAUUAAAGAAUGUGAAGAGCCUAUUGAUUUAUGUAUAAGGCGUAAUGUAAAUUAAGUGGUAUAUAUUAAAGUAGUAUUUUUCUACUCCCGUAGUGUUAUUCGUCAUUUACAGUGUCGUGCAGUUUAGUUACAGCGAUGGCGUUUAUAG
Molecule: messenger RNA, 1554 nt
Organism: Leguminivora glycinivorella
Lineage: Eukaryota; Metazoa; Arthropoda; Insecta; Lepidoptera; Tortricidae
Product: MDS1 and EVI1 complex locus protein EVI1-B-like
Exons: 6
Coding region: 1-1461 (486 amino acids)
Cellular component (GO): nucleus
Source: RefSeq, a predicted model, not a curated record